GUCAAAAUUGAAAAUAUUCAAAAUAUCAAAACAAUAAUAAAACUUGCAAUACAUAAUGUACUUAUUUUUAAUCUGAAAUUCGAGAUAUUAUUAUGGAAUUACAUUAAAAACGAUAAUUGUAUUGUGGAUGAUUAUCAUAUUUUUCAAAUAUGAAUUGUGAUUAAAGGUUUAAUGGAAUUUCAAUUUGAACAUGUUCCGGUUACGUCGACAGUUGAUAGCGUUGUUUUUCGCAUUUUUCCUCGACAAAGUGCGGUUACUAGACAAUGGGUUGGCUCGAACACCUCCCAUGGGGUGGAUGUCGUGGGGCUAUUACAUGUGCGGCGAUAAAUGUGACGACAAACCGGAAAAAUGCCUCGAUGAACAGCUUAUAUUGUCAGUGGUGGACACAUUCUACAAAGAAGGUUACCAAGAAGCGGGCUUUGAGUAUAUCAUCAUAGACGAUUGUUGGUCAGAGAAAAAACGUGAUGAAUAUGGAAGACUCGUUCCAGAUAAAAAGAGGUUUCCAAGAGGGAUGAAAUUCAUAGCUGAUUAUAUCCACGCACGUGGCUUGAAAUUUGGUAUGUAUACCAAUAUAGCUACCACAACAUGCAUGAGGUACCCAGGCUCGAGAGGCCACUUCAGCACCGACGCCAAGACCUUCGCCGAGUGGGGUGUGGACUAUCUAAAGGUUGAUGGGUGCUUCGUUGAAGAGGACUACCUCAAUAUAGCGUAUAUCAAAUUGGGUCAGUAUUUGAACGAAACUGGCAAACCGAUGGUGUACUCGUGUAGUUGGCCUUACUAUAUAGAAUACAUACAUAAUAAGAAGGCCGACUAUGAUUCAGUCGCCAGAUACUGCAAUUUAUGGCGUAAUUACCACGAUGUGGUCCUCUCUUGGUCCGCUGUAAAGGCCAUCAUCGACCAUUACGAGAAGGAAUACCCCAUCCUGGAGCAGUACCACGGUCCCGGACACUGGAAUGACCCUGAUAUGCUGAUAUUCGGCACAGGAACACUGUCAAACAGCCAAAGUCGAGUGCACUUGGCCGUAUACGCCAUGUGGUCGGCGCCUCUUUUACUGAGCUGUGAUAUGACUAAAGUCAGACCAUACGAAAAGAAGUUACUACAGAACAUGGAGUUAAUGGCUAUAGCGAAAGACCCUUUGGGGCUGAUGGCCAGGCCCUAUAAGUUGGCGAACUCUGUAACUUUAUGGGUGAAACGCCACCUGCCGAUGAAGGGUGAUAUGUAUCAUUCCUUCUCUUUCGCGUUCGUUAACGUGCACGAAGAGAGUCGCGCCGUCUCUUUCACGCCGCGUCGUUAUGGGCUCAAUUCGACAGACGGUUAUACGAUUAUGGAUGUAUUCACCAAAGACUUCAUAAGGAAUGUCACGCUGAAUGAUAGUAUAGACGUCGAAUUGCCACCUGAAGCACAAAAGUUCUUCCAAGGAGACGCACCUAACCGUCAGCCAGAUGUCUGCAAUCAGGACGUUUAUAAACGCUUUCAACUGGCUUUACAUGAGUUUUACACGAAACUCAACCUUUUAAUCUCAGAAAAUAAUAGUCACUAUGUAUUCUCCCCAUUGUCUGUGUGGCUUUCGAUUAUGACUCUUGCCGAAGGCUGUGAUCCGGUAUACCAGAAAGAACUCUUCGCUGUUCUAAAUCUUCCCGAGCAGAAAUGUCUCCGCGAGCAGUAUUACAACUUUGGUUUGAAACAAUUACCUAAAACUGGGGACGACGUCGAAAUUGUAAGCAAGAACCUUUUCGUACUCGAUGAAUAUACAAAAGUGGAGCCGAAUUGGGCAAAAUUCGCGGACGGCAGUUUCCUCGAAUUGGCUUUCUCCCCGAUCAAAAGUGAUCCGAACUUUGCCGCUGAGAAUUUACGCCAGCUACUAAAGUUUCAUUCGACGCCUAUUCUGAACGGUAACUCUGCACUUUUCAAUUCUAUUGAUUUUCAAUUUCUCUGGAGGUACACUUUCGCCGAAAGUGAGAUUCAAAGCAAUGCACCGUUCUACAACGACGCAGGCAAAGAGAUCGGAAGGGUUGAUCUCAUGAGAAUGAAGAGGCGGGUGAGGUUAGCUCAUUUGCCACAUUUGAACGCUAAAGUUCUCGAAUUACCCGUCGGACAUAAUGGCCGAUACAAGAUGAUCAUCGUGAUGAACGAUGAUUUGGGACUCUUCAGAAGCUUUAUCGGUAGACUACUUACCAAAUAUUUAUACGAAAUCUUAGAGAGUUUGAAGGAGAGUAUUGUUCCAUUAGAGGUAGCGAUACCUCGUUUUGAUAUUAAUUUCGAGUUCGAUGCGCGGAUUGCUCUCGAAAAUAUGGGAAUUAAGGAAUUAUGGAGCAAUCCCAGCGUUACUAGUUACAUAUCACAACCGCCAGCUUUACCAGGAAGCUACCAUCAACGGGUGCUGCUGAAGGUGGGCAACCAGGGUUUAGAAGAUUCUGUGGAUCGUACCCCAAACACGAUUAUCGGUGGCAUGAUAAAUGUGGUAUCCAAUGUAGGAACCGGCGCUGCUUCGGUGAUUGGAAGGGAAUUUAUCGCAAAUAAACCGUUUGGCUUCAUGUUAUUGGAUGGGGAGAGCAGCAGUUGUAUAUUCGCUGGGGCUUAUACUGGGCCGACCGUUGUGUAAUACUUUCCUAUUGAGAUACAUUAUACAAAUAUAUAUAAUAUGCAGGAUAAAAUUUAGACGAUUUUAGUACUUUGUUCAUUCUACUUCAACUAUGUAAUCCUAGUAUUUAUUGACACUUAUUUGUUUUCUGUUAGAGAGAUUUUUUAUCUUUAUUUAUUUAGGGACUUUUGACCUUUUAAGCACGUCAGUCCCAUCGUACCUUA
Molecule: messenger RNA, 2805 nt
Organism: Galleria mellonella (greater wax moth)
Lineage: Eukaryota; Metazoa; Arthropoda; Insecta; Lepidoptera; Pyralidae
Exons: 10
Coding region: 191-2602 (803 amino acids)
Biological process (GO): glycosylceramide catabolic process; glycoside catabolic process; oligosaccharide metabolic process
Cellular component (GO): cytoplasm
Molecular function (GO): alpha-galactosidase activity
Source: RefSeq, a predicted model, not a curated record